CGGAGGCACGUUGUUUACAAUUUUGACAGAGUUGCUUCCCUUACCAAAUUUUAACCAAUCGACGAGUGGUAUGUCGUAUCCCUGCUGAACUGUAAUCAUGGCGGAUUACAGGGACAACGUGGUUUCGGGAAUCUUCACAUUUACUAAAGAAGAUGGAAAUUCCUCACUGGAUUCGCAUAACAUGCUGACAGUGAUAGACCAUCACCAACUGUUUGGAAUUCAGAAAGCUUCCUACCUGCAAGACACCAUUGGUCACAUACACAGCUGUUUAAACACAGCAGCUAACAGGCCUGAUGGUCUGGUGCUGCUGGAGAGAAUGGUUGCACAAUGUUCGACAGAAGUGUUCACUGCAAAUGUCAACACCUGGUUUAAGCUGCUGCUGCAAGUUUUACAGUCACACAGUGAUGUGCAAGAGAAGCAGCAAUCUUGUCAGAUCCUAGUGGAGAUGAUUGCAACAUCGAGCAGCUUUCCCGAGAUAAACAGGGAGAUAUCAGCAUCCAUCAUCCCUAAACUCCUGCCCCUGCUCCUCGUAGCAACAUCAGCUUGGAUGGAGGCAGCAACUCGAUGUGUUGCUUCAUGUGUAUCUCAUUUCUCCGGUCCCUGCAGGGUGUUUAGGUCAAAGAUUGAAUCCAUGAUGCUGCGUCAGCUAGAUCGGCCGAGUCCCAGCACUGCCAGCAUCCGCUGUCUGGCACUCCUGGCUCGACUGGGACCUAGUCAGGUGGCCAAACAGAUAGACGGAUGGAUGGAGAUGUGUCGAGUCCUCCUCUCUUCUCUCAAUCAGUGUCUUUCCUGUCUCUAUGAAGGUCUGGAAACAGACGAAGUGCCAACAUCUGAGGAGAGUAUCUUCUCCUCCGCCCCAGAUACGGAGCCUGGUAGAAGCAAUGUCCUGACUGCACGGUACAAGACACUGGGAGUGUGUCUGCAGACACUGCUUGGUGAGAAGCAUCCUUCGUCUGUGAAGUUACCGGCUCAGGACGUAUUGGGCGUGGUGUGCAGGUGUCUGGCCGUCAACUACAGAAUGCUGUUAGCGCGCCCCACGACAGACAGAAUCCGACUGUUGUCACAUCUGCCCGAGUUGCACAAAUCCAGUCUCGAUCUACUCACUGCCCUCAUCAUGAGUUGCCGAAUGCAGUUACUUCCUUUGAGCGACCUCAUCAACAAGCUGUUCCUCCAGAGUUUGGCCUUCACCCAUCUGGAUCCUGUGUACGCCCAGGAACGGCCGCUCAGCAUCCCGAGGGAAGCGACAUACAACAGCAUGGUCCAGUGGCUGAAGGUGGUCGGGUGUUCGUGUAACCUGGUGACGGAAGAGAAGGAACUGGUCAAGGAGGUCCUACAUGAUGUCACGCCUGUCACAGACACGCUCAAGCUCAAGGGUAGUCUGAAGUGCAGCCUUGACCCACCUCCAACCAAGAAAAAGAAGAAGCGAGGUGGCUACCAGGAGCUGAGUGAAGGUAUCAGCUCACACAGGAAGAUGUCCCACACCGCCAACAGUGCCGUCACCAACAGCGCCUUGCAAGUGCUUCAUCUCUUUGUAUCCAGAUUUGGAGAUGUUCUGAAGGACAAGCUUUAUCAGGAUAUCAUUGACAGCGUAGUGAGCUCGAUCCUGCUCAUUCAACAGAACGUCUUGGAGGCGCCAGUUCCGUACGGCAGUGCCGAAUGACGUGGGGGUCUCUACAGAACAUUGCUGGCAUGUAGUCUGCAGACCCAUCCUAAGGUGGCAUCUCCAUUACAAGUCAGUCUGAUGUUGUUCCGAACUGGUCUACAAGAUCCCAGCAUAGAGGUGUCGUACAUAUGUCAAGAAGCCCUGACAGUGUGUGAGUGCCUCGUCCACCCCCGUGCCCCCUGUCUGCGGGGACCAAGCCUCACACAGACCACCCUGACAGUACGCACUGCUGUUGCUGAUGCAGACCUUAAUGGGAACAAGAUCCCCACAGUUAGUCCCCAAACAUCCAAUAUACAGAGCUCUGAUACACAUGGUACCUCGGUAACCAGUUCAGUGACUGACAGACACAGAUUGGAAUCGGUAUCUACAGAUCAUAACAGUGUUGAUCAUUCUGUUGAUCGUCGCGUUGUCCAAGUCUGUCGCGAAAGAUUCAAAUAUAUCUACGCCCAGUGUGCUUGUGACAAACAGGACAGCUCCUGAAAGUCCAGAGAGUGUGGUCGAUGAGGAAGUGACCAGCAGCGAUGAAGUGGAUGCCGUUGAUGAUGUUGAGAUGGUGGACAAGACAGCUGGUCAAGAAAUGUGUGAAGAGGUUGGUGGUCAAAUGUCUUUGAGGACACAGGAACUGGGAACAUCAGAAGUGGGAAAAGGACAGUUAUCUGCCCCUGUGUCAGGGUCAAAGAUGGUGGAAGAUGUGGAGAGUGGGGAAGGGAAGAUUGUGCCUUCAACAUCGACAGAAUCCUCCCAACAAAUUGAAUCAAGUGAUCAAGAGAUAAGGAGCGGUGAGGUCGAUGCCAUGCUGCUGAGUUUUGUGGAUGCUGGACCAGAUUCAGACUAACCGAUGUCAGUUGAUUGGAAAUAAAGAUGUGAAACUGUU
Haliotis rubra (blacklip abalone) is the source of this 2537-nucleotide messenger RNA. Its product is annotated as proline-, glutamic acid- and leucine-rich protein 1-like. Lineage: Eukaryota; Metazoa; Mollusca; Gastropoda; Lepetellida; Haliotidae. The transcript is spliced from 16 exons. The coding region runs from base 98 to 1660 and encodes 520 amino acids. The record is from RefSeq and is a predicted model, not a curated record. Gene Ontology annotation, cellular component: nucleus. Gene Ontology annotation, biological process: rRNA processing.